AUGGGCGGUCCAAGUCACGUUAUAAAGGGGAAGGCGGAGGAGCGAAGCCGCCGUGUCUGGUCGCGGUGGUUCGUCGCGGUGGUUCGUUUCUUCCCGGCGAGAGAAACAGGUCUGCACGCGCGGGCGUCAGCCAUGUGCGGAAUCUUUGCUUAUCUGAACUACAGAGUGCCUCGGACCAGGAAGGAGAUAUUUGAAACUCUAAUAAAAGGUCUACAAAGACUAGAAUACAGGGGAUAUGACUCUGCAGGUGUUGCAAUUGAUGGAAAUGAUAAUGAAGAUAAGGAAAGAUACAUCAAAUUGGUAAAGAAAAAAGGCAAAGUUAAGGCUCUUGAUGAGGAGCUGCAAAAACAAGAUGGUUUGGAUUUGAAGGCAGAUUUUGAGACACAUUUUGGCAUUGCUCACACUCGCUGGGCAACCCACGGAGCACCAAAUGCUGUGAACAGUCACCCUCAAAGAUCAGAUAAGAGUAAUGAAUUUGUUGUUAUCCAUAAUGGAAUCAUUACCAAUUACAAAGACCUAAGGAAGUUUCUGGAGACCAAAGGUUACGAGUUUGAAUCUGAAACAGAUACUGAAACCAUUCCGAAGUUGAUCAAAUAUGUGUAUGAUAACAGAGAGACGGAAGACAUGCGUUUUUCUGCCUUGGUUGAGAGAGUCAUUCAUCAGCUGGAAGGAGCUUUUGCAUUGGUUUUCAAAAGUAUCCACUACCCAGGGGAAGCUAUUGCUACGAGGAGGGGGAGUCCUCUACUUAUUGGAGUUCGCAGUGAAUCUAAGCUUUCCACUGAACAAAUCCCUAUCUUAUACAGAACAUGCAACAUUGAAAAUGUAAAGAAUAUAUGCAAAACACGAAUGAAAAGACUGGAUAGUUCUACCUGCCUUCAUGCUGUUGGAGAUAAAGCGGUUGAAUUUUUCUUCGCUUCAGAUGCAAGUGCCAUAAUUGAGCACACCAACAGAGUCAUUUUUCUAGAAGAUGAUGACAUUGCAGCAGUAGCUGAAGGGAAGCUUUCUAUUCAUCGGCUUGAACGUUGUGCCAGUGAUGACCCAUCCCGAGCCAUACAGACUUUGCAAAUGGAACUGCAGCAAAUCAUGAAAGGAAACUUCAGUGCUUUCAUGCAGAAGGAAAUAUUUGAACAGCCAGAAUCUGUUUUCAAUACCAUGAGAGGAAGGGUGAACUUUGAGAGCAACACAGUUCUUUUAGGUGGCUUGAAGGAUCACUUGAAAGAAAUCAGAAGAUGCAGGCGACUGAUAAUCAUUGGUUGUGGAACCAGCUAUCAUGCUGCAGUGGCUACUCGUCAAGUGUUGGAAGAACUGACUGAGCUACCUGUGAUGGUGGAACUUGCGAGUGAUUUUUUGGACCGCAAUACUCCUGUAUUUCGAGAUGAUGUGUGCUUUUUUAUCAGCCAGUCGGGAGAAACUGCUGAUACGCUGAUGGCCUUGAGGUACUGUAAGGAUCGUCGGGCUUUGACGGUUGGAAUUACGAACACAGUUGGGAGCUCAAUAUCCAGGGACACUGACUGUGGUGUCCAUAUCAAUGCAGGCCCUGAGAUUGGGGUGGCCAGCACAAAGGCUUACACCAGUCAGUUCAUCUCUCUUGUGUUGUUUGGUUUGAUGAUGUCUGAAGACAGAAUUUCUUUGCAAAAUAGGAGACAGGAGAUCAUGAGUGGACUAAAGUCAUUACCUGAAAUGAUUAAAGAAGUGCUGUCUUUGGAUGAGAAGAUACAUGACCUGGCACUUGAACUAUAUAAACAACGUUCACUUCUGGUUAUGGGUCGUGGCUACAACUAUGCCACUUGCUUGGAAGGGGCAUUGAAAAUCAAGGAGAUUACAUAUAUGCACUCUGAAGGCAUCCUGGCUGGUGAACUGAAGCACGGGCCAUUGGCUCUUAUAGAUAAACAAAUGCCAGUUAUCAUGAUCAUUAUGAAAGAUCCCUGCUUCACAAAGUGCCAGAAUGCUCUACAGCAGGUCACUGCUCGCCAGGGCCGCCCUAUUAUUUUAUGCUCUAGAGAAGAUACUGAGAGCUCCAAAUUUGCCUACAAAACUAUAGAGCUGCCACAGACAGUGGACUGUCUGCAAGGAGUUUUGAGUGUUGUUCCCCUCCAGCUGCUUUCAUUCCACCUGGCUGUUCUCAGAGGAUAUGAUGUGGAUUUUCCAAGAAAUCUGGCCAAAUCUGUGACUGUGGAAUAAGCAUUGUGCCAUAGAAUGAGCAUUAUCAGUAAUCCUAAAUUGUAUUUCUGUCAAUAAGUCUUCAACCAAGUGUUUUCAUGAUGUUGACUCUACAAAGCACACCACCACAACGCAUAACUCUAUUUGCUUUAAUGGGAUUUCUGAUGAUGGAAACCUUGAGCCAGUACAAUGAAUAUACUGCAAACUGGAAAAUAUUAAGAGUGGUGUUGUUCUCUAAAGAUCUGUUUAAUGUGCCUUUAAAUAUUUGCUACGUGCCUUGCACCUAAGUGCUUUUGCUUACAGCAUAUAGCAUUACUGAAAUAACAAAAUUGCCAAAGAAUAGAAGGAAAUCAUUGUUUACAUAUGGUUAAUGAACAGUGUUUUUUUACAACUGUGCAAUAUAUGUACAUAGCUUUUUUUCUAAGUUACUGUGAAUAAAUCAACACUAUACAUGCAGCCCGAUUCUAUACAUGUUUACUCAGCCGUAAGUCCCUCUGAAAUCAGUAGGGUUUACUCCCAGGUACACUUGUAUAGGACUGCUGCCUUUCUUUUAAAUACAAAGUAUUUAUAUAUACACCAAUGUAUAGCACAUAAGUUAUUUUUAGUAUAUUUGUUGCCUGUAGUAGUGAUAAUGCCCAGGAUUUAAACCUAGGCUCAUUAUGAUUUUACUAAUUGUGUAUAAACUCUUUUAAGUUUGCAUUUGUGCCAUUAUUUCCCCCCUUCCUGCCUACACUUAAAAAUGUUCCUGUAUCUCUCCACUGAUCUUUCCAUUCAUCUUGCACGUAUCUACCUUUCGUUGUUUUUGCACUGUUGUGAAUGAAAGUUUCUCAAUUAUUCAGAUUUAGUUCUGUUUUUUUGAUGAAAAUUCUCUUUUGCUAAGACACCAUUUUCUUUGAGCCAAACUAUCUUUAUCUUCUUGAAUAAUAUUGUUUAACCCUAUAAGACUAUUAGGUAUUUUAUGUGCUCAAUAUGUUUCUAUUUAAUUGUUGUACAACCAAAAUGCUAUGCAAUUAAA
Elgaria multicarinata webbii is the source of this 3175-nucleotide messenger RNA. It is a transcript of the gene GFPT2, whose product is annotated as glutamine-fructose-6-phosphate transaminase 2. The transcript has 19 exons. The record is from RefSeq and is a predicted model, not a curated record. Gene Ontology annotation, molecular function: L-glutamine:D-fructose-6-phosphate transaminase (isomerizing) activity; carbohydrate derivative binding. Gene Ontology annotation, biological process: fructose 6-phosphate metabolic process; UDP-N-acetylglucosamine metabolic process; protein N-linked glycosylation. The coding region runs from base 1 to 2181 and encodes 726 amino acids. NCBI's taxonomy places the organism in Eukaryota, Metazoa, Chordata, Lepidosauria, Squamata, Anguidae.